AGGAGAGGAGAGGGAUGCAGGGAGGAGAGCACACCUUACCUCCCUCCCUUCUCCUUCACUUCUCUCCGUGUCUCUCUCCCUCGUCACUCCGCGGCGGCGACAGCAGCUCCACACACUCCUCCCAGUCGCCGGCCGGCUAACACACACCACAGCGCUAACACACACUAGUACACACUAGAGUGCAUCAUCAUCCGACGGCCCGGACUGCUGCCGGCGAGGAUGAGGCUGUGGUCGCUGGAUCAGUGCGGGGAGACAGUUCUGCUGCUGCUAGCCUUCCUGACGCUAACGCUGUCGCUGGGAAACCUGUCUACCCGAGGCCUGCAGGAGGAAGGGGGCGUGGCCUCCAACAGCCUGGAGGAGGAGCUAGAGGUCACCACCUACUGGUGGGGGGAGUGGGCCACGUGGACGGCGUGCACUAGGACCUGCGGGGGCGGAGUGACGUCACAGGAGAGACACUGUCUCCGCCAGAGGAAGAAGGUUUCUGCAGGGAAGAAGGACAACAUGACGUGUAGCGGAACUCCCAAGAAGUACCACCUCUGCAACACCGAGAACUGCCCCCCCAGUGGGCGGAGCUUCAGGGAACAGCAGUGCUGGUCCUUCAACUCUCAGCUGUACGGAGGCCGGAACUACCAGUGGAAGCCCCUGUACCCGGACGACUACGUCCACAUCUCGUCCAACCCCUGCGAUCUCCACUGCACCACCAGCGACGGCCAGCGGCAGCUCAUGGUGGCGGCGCGAGACGGGACGUCCUGCAAGUACAGCAGCUACCGCGGCGUGUGCGUGGACGGUGCCUGCCAGCCCAUCGGGUGUGACGGCGUCCUCUUCUCCUCCAACACCCUAGAUAAAUGUGGCGUCUGUCAGGGCGACGGCAGCAGCUGCAGCCGCGUCACCGGGAACUUCCGCCGGGGGGCGUCCACGCUGGGUUACUCUCUCAUCACCCAAAUCCCUGAAGGAUCCUGGGACAUCCAGAUCAUCGAGCGGAAGAAAUCAGCGGAUGUUCUCGCCGUGACCGACCAGGCCGGGAACUUCUUCUUCAACGGAGCCUACAAGGUGGACAGUCCCCAGAACUUCCACGCGGCCGGAACCGUGUUCAAGUACCGGCGGCCGAUGGACGUGUACGAGACGGGGAUCGAGUACAUCGUAGCGAAGGGACCCGUCGACCAGGCCGUCAACAUCCUGGUGUGGAACCAGAACGGCCGGACCCCCUACAUCACCUACGAGUACACCGUCCUGCGGGACUCGCUGCCGCCCGUCCCCCCACCGCCGGCCUACACCGGGGAAGCAUCGGCGGAGGCUAGCCCACUAGUCGCCAACGGCCCGCUAGCCGCCAACGGCCCAAUAGCGGCCAACGGCAGCGUGUUUGAGGCCCCUGGGGGCCCGCAGGAGCCGGCCGUGGCCGAGGGCCGGAAUGUCCAGGAGACCAACGAGGUGUACGAGCCGGGGGCCGCCGACUGUGAGGACGGAGCGGCUGCCCGGACGUUUACAGGAACUCAUGUCCUCCACCCUGAUCCUCCUCCAGGAAACAGCAGCCAGGCCACCGCCCAACCCGCCCCUGAUUCCGGGCCCCUGGAGCCCUUGGAGCCCCUGGAACCCCUGGAACCCCUGGAACCCCUGGGACCCCUGGAUCCACUGGAUCCCCUGGAACCCUUGGGACCCCUGGGACCCCUGGGACCCCUGGAACCCGGAGCCGAGUCCACCAACCUGAUCUGGCGGGUCUUGCUGGAGGGCCGGGUCUCCCCGGAGGAGCUGCUCAUCAACAUGUCCACCAACCAGCUGCUGACGGAGGCGGGCGGCCUGUUCCUGCCGGAGGCGGGGCCGGCGCUGGGGGACCUGGGCGGCCUGGAGCGCGACAGCGGCGGCCUGUUCGACCUCAACGGGACGCUAGCCUUCGCCGCCGCGGGACACAAACGCAGCGACAACAGCAGCUCGGACGGCGGCUACCAGAACCGGACGGUGGCCGGCGGCCGGACCUCCGGCAACCGCUCCAACAGAACCAGCGCGUCCGACAGAAACCAGAAGUUCAACCAGAGGAAGAUGAGUCCGGCCGACAUGUAUCGCUGGAAACUGUCGUCGCAGGAGCCGUGUAGCAUGACCUGCUCUAUAGGUGUGUCCAAAUCCUUCGUCACGUGCGUUCGCUACGACGGCGUCGAAGUUCACGACAUGUACUGCGACGCUCUGACCCGACCAGAACCGGUCCACGACUUCUGCAUCGGCCGGGAAUGUCAGCCCAGGUGGGAAGCUAGCAGCUGGAGCGAGUGCUCCCGCACCUGCGGCGAGGGGUUCCAGUUCCGGCAGGUGCGCUGCUGGAAGAUGUUGUCGCCGGGACUGGACAGCUCCGUCUACUCCGACCUCUGCAGCCUCGCCGAGCUGGAGCGGCCGCCGGAGAGACGGCCCUGCAAGAGCCCGGCCUGCGGGCCGCAGUGGGAGGUGGCCGAGUGGGCCGAGUGUCCGGCUAAAUGCGGCCGGAAGGCUCAGGUGACGCGUGACGUCCGCUGCUCCGACGACGCCCGACUGUGCGAACCGACGACCAAACCGCCCAACGUGAAGAACUGCACGGGGCCGCCCUGCGAGCGGCACUGGACGGUGUCGGAGUGGGGGCCGUGCUCGGGCUCGUGCGGCCAGGGGAAGAUGAUCCGUCACGUUUACUGCAAGGCCCCGGAGGGCCGGGUGGUUCCGGAGAACCAGUGCUCGCUGGAGGAUAAACCGCUGGCCGUGCACCCCUGUGGGGAGAAGGACUGCAGCCCGCACUGGCUGAGCCAGGACUGGGAGAAGUGCAACACGACGUGCGGCCGCGGAGUCAAGCGGAGGAUCGUCCAGUGCGUCGGCAUCAGCGCCGGAAAGUUCCAGUUCUUUGAGGAAGACGCGUGUGGAGGCAGCGAGAAGCCGGAAGACGAAAACACCUGCUUUGAGAGGCCGUGCUUCAAGUGGUACACGACGCCCUGGUCGGAGUGUACGAAGACGUGUGGCGUCGGCGUGAGGAUGCGGGACGUGAAAUGCUACCAGGGCAAGGAGCUGGUCCGAGGCUGCGACCCGCUAACCAAACCGGUGGCUAAGCAGACCUGCACCCUGCAGCCCUGCCCCACGGAGCCCCCAGACGAGAGCUGCCAGGACCGUCCGUCCACCAACUGCCUGCUAGCGCUGAAGGUGAAUCUGUGCAGCCACUGGUACUACAGCAAGGCCUGCUGCCACUCCUGCCGCGCGGUGCGGCCGCCGGCCUCGUAGUCACGAUGCUAGCCUCCUCUCUCGGCCUCCAGCAUGAGUUACCGCCGACGUCAGCAACCGCCAACGUCAGUAGCCAGCAGCAUGAGGGCAUCACCAUGAGGAGCUAACGCUAUGAGGAGCUAACGCUAUUAGGAACCAUCCCCAUGAGGAGCAAACAGAACCAGGAACCUUCACCAUGGAGAGCUAACGCUAUGAGGAGCUAACGCUAUUAGGAACAUCACCAUGAGGAGCUAACGCUAUGAGGAGCUAACGCUAUCAGAAUCAGAAUCAGUUUGAACUUUGCCCGACAAGGAAUUUGACUCCGGUUAUUUCGCUCACUGUACCCAGAUUUAAAAAUAGCAGACAGUAAAUAAACAAAUGUGGCACUUAUUAACAUAUAUACAAUUAAAAAAGUGAAAGGUGCAGCAGAAUGAGGUAGAUAUGAUUGUUGGAGCAUGUUACAGCAUAUGAUAGUGUUAUUAUAAUUACUGUUAUUAUUGUUAUUGCACGGUGAUUGGUUUUUGGAACCAUCACCGUGAGAAAUCAACACCAUGAGGAGCUAACGCUAUUAAGAGCUAACGCUAUCAGGAACCAUCACCAUGAGGAGCUUACGCUAUUAGGAGCCUCUUGCUAGUUGCUAGUUACUUGCUAGUUGUACCACAGCGACUGUGACGGUGUGAGGAAGCUAACUGUUAGCUGAUCUGGGUUUUAAUAACUUCUCCAGUGGCUUAUGGGAGUUAUAAUCUCCCACAUUAUAAUUAUUCUUUUUGUUGUUAGAACUAUAAACCCGAUUGUAUCAGCGGUUAUUGAUUAUUUAUGCUGCUAGCUAGACGGCGACGGCUCCUGUCGCGUUUCGUCAUCGGAGUGAAAGAGUCUGUUAAAGCUCAUUAUCCUGCAUGUGUAGAACAUUUUAAAGCUUUUAUUAUUUGUGUUUUAGUUGUAGUGUGACAUCAGGACGUUAACGAUCAUCUUUUCCCGCCCUGCGGGGAUGACGGAGCGUAUUUAUUAGUCGUAGCACAUGUUUAUUUAGCGUUCCUGAUGCUAACUAGCUGACGGUUACCCGUCGGGUCGAUGCCGAUGCCAGUUCUGGUUCUGUUGUGACGCAGCCGGAAAAACAUUCCUGACACUUGAAGUUCAGAUGUAUUUACGUGUAUGUCUCAUGUUAUUAAACUGUUGUGUACUGUGUUUUUAUAUAUAUAUAUAUAUAUAUAUAACUGAUACCUCUACGUGCAAAACUGUGUACUGUUGAUAAUAAAGUGAACGGCCCCAGGUACCGAACUGGAUUUCAAAUACAGAACAGUUCAAAGUUA
Cololabis saira (Pacific saury) is the source of this 4511-nucleotide messenger RNA. RefSeq names its product ADAMTS-like 2 (gene adamtsl2). Gene Ontology annotation, biological process: extracellular matrix organization. NCBI's taxonomy places the organism in Eukaryota, Metazoa, Chordata, Actinopteri, Beloniformes, Belonidae. Gene Ontology annotation, cellular component: extracellular matrix. Bases 220 to 3222 code for a protein of 1000 amino acids. The transcript is spliced from 19 exons. The record is from RefSeq and is a predicted model, not a curated record.